Messenger RNA from Sitodiplosis mosellana (orange wheat blossom midge), 2126 nucleotides. RefSeq names its product transmembrane protein 11 homolog, mitochondrial (gene Pmi). Gene Ontology annotation, cellular component: mitochondrial inner membrane. The record is from RefSeq and is a predicted model, not a curated record. The transcript is spliced from 4 exons. Gene Ontology annotation, biological process: inner mitochondrial membrane organization. Lineage: Eukaryota; Metazoa; Arthropoda; Insecta; Diptera; Cecidomyiidae. Bases 324 to 866 code for a protein of 180 amino acids.
GAACGCAGAGUUUUGACAGCUGGGACCUGGUGCAGGAGAGUGUGUGUGUGUAUGUGUAUGGUGCGAAGUAAUUUUGCGUUUACAUUUUCCACAUAAACUUCUUCACUCAAAUAAGUCAUUGAAAUGGUCGGCAUUAGUGACAGCUAAUCCAGGAUUUGAACAUUGUUGCGAACUACCAGAAGAACCUUUUAUCAUACAUUUCCCAUAUUCGAAACGCUCGAGAUCACGAUAACACGUUGUGCAAAAAACAAAUAAACCGUAAAACAAAGUAACAUAAGGAUAACCAAAAUAAAAUAACAGACACACAGACACAUACACAAACAAUGUCAUUCAGUCAAUAUACAUCGAAACCUCUGAGUCCAAUCGACGAGGAUAAAUCCACAACCACACAAGUUAUUCGUGAGGUGUACGAAGGCGAUGAGCAUGAUACAUUCGAAAAUGAGCUAGAAAAAGCACUCGAAGCCAAAGUGAAAUACAUCAUAAUUGAACCGCAACGUUUGGGCGAUGAAACGGCACGAUGGAUUCGGGUGGGAAAUUGCUUGCACAAAACGGCUGUGGUUAGUGGUUUGGCAUCGAUCGUAUGCGGUGCAAUAAUGCCGGAACGGCCGGUGUUCAGUGCACCGUUGUGUGCGAUUUCGAUUUUCUGCACCGGACUCUAUACAGUUAGCUGGAAUGUCGAUUAUUGUUGUCAAUAUCAGGUCGAGACGGAUCCGAAGAAAUUAGAAAAAAUACCCGACUUCCAAAAUUUCUCAUCACCAGUAGCAUUAGUUUAUACGAAAAAUACUCGCACAAAAUACCUACAUCGGUCCGUAACACUGUUAGCAACCGCAUUCUGUGCAUGGACACUCUACGAAGCGUACAAAUAGAACCAAACCAAAAUACACCAAUCAAAUAUCCCCAAUAAACAUACAUCAAGCGUUGGAAAUUUCAGAAAAAUUUAUCGUUUUGUCUGUCUGUAAAUGAGAAUGCUGCGCGCAGAAUGGCUAACAACAACAAUAAAACACAACACAUCAUAGAGGACGGUACAUACUCGAAACAACAACAAGAAGAACAGCAAACCAUCAAUCGGUGUUCAUAUUUUUAAUUGUUAACAAAAUCAUCCGUUUGAGGGAGGAAAGGAGAACGAGCGAUUACAAAAUGCCAUACUAGCCAACAAAACACACAACAAACAAACAAAAAAAAACACAGGCAAAACCAAUUUUAUGGGAGAAAUUGUAUUUUGAAACAAACAAAAAAAGAAGAGAAAAAAAACUAUAUUACAUUAAUGUUAGGGAUUAUAAAGGUACGCUUGAAGCGAAUUAAAAUGGUUUAGUUUUAACUGAAGAGAAAAAAAGAGAGAAAAAAACACAAUAAAAUCAGAGAUAUGAAACCAGAGAUGAAACUAUUUUAGAACAGAGAAACUCUAUCUAAAUGCCGUUGAAUGGAAUACAAACGUAAAGCAGAGAAUUACUACGCCAAUUGAAAUACAAAGUGGAAUAAUUAGAAAUAUUUAAAUAAAUUCAAAGACAAAGUUUAUUUAAAAAGCAAUUCAAGCGAAAUCAAUUUUCAAUACACACACACACACAGAAGAAGAAAACAUACAUCACGAAUCGACGUGAAAAAAGAACAUAUUUUAUCUAGUUUGUUUUAGCUCUUGUUCGAGAAAUAUACGAAUCACAGGGUUGUUCAAAAUGUUGCUGUCGAAUGUCAUCUUCGGAAGUGUCCGAAGGUUUUUAUUUAUUUGGAUUAUUGUUGUUGAUUUUGUUUUUCUGUCACCAAUACAUGCCAACCGCUUGUCAGAAAUAGCGCCACGAAUGAAAGAAGAGAAAUAGAAAUCGAAAAACCCAAAAUCCUAUAUGCAUGUGCCGAACCAUUUGGGGUAAAAUUGAUAUUUCUCAUGCUAAAUUACAAUCAGCUAAAACGAAAGACAAGUCAAAAACUUAUACGGGUGUAAUAAUUGGAAUGAAUUAUCCUAAACUUAUGCAAAGCAAUCGGAGUAUUUUUUGUAGAAAUCGAAGAAGAAAAAAACUUGUGCGUUAACGAACGACAAAUCGAAACAUUGACAUUCAACAGCAUCUUUUAACAAUCCUGUGCAUAUAAUUUUAUAGAAAACGAAUAAAAAAAAAUGCUAUAGAAAUUCACUAGAA